AUGCAGUUUCCUAGGAUAAACUUUGACUCACCUCUGGCAAGACUAGAAGAUGUCAAUGCCAAUCAACAAUCCGGUUACCCCACACCUACCUCAGUGCUGGACUCUUUAGCUAAUGGGAAUGAAUCAAGCUUUGUGAAAGACUUUGUGCUACCUACUCCGAUUCCAGAGGACACUGUUCUAUUUGAGCUCAUUGAGCUCUUUUUUGCCCACUUCCAGGACUCAUUCCCUUGCUUCCACCGAAUCACCAUAAUGGAUGAUCUCCGGACACGGAAAUUGCAGACUGAAAGCCCCUUACUACUAUAUUCAAUGUGCGCCAUAGCCGCCCGGUGGCACUCUAAUCCGGCUAUAAAAGCCCUAGAACGCGACUGGUACCAGCAAGCAAAAUUUUUUUAUGAGCUUACUGAACGCUAUCCAGAGCCUGGUCUUCGCACCCUCCAAGCAGUUAUAUGCCUGAUCUUCCACGCCACUACUGUAGGGGACUUUUCAGCCGGGUAUAUAUAUCUUGGGAAAGCCUGGAGACAGGCUUGCGCGUUAGGCCUGAAUCGCUUGGACGCAGAGGAGAACGGGACUUUUUUUGGGCCUCGUCCAGAACCAGAGACAUGUCUUGAGAGGGAGGAAAGUAGGCGAGCUCUUUGGUUGCUGUUUAUUGCGGAUCGUGGCCAGUCAUGGCCCACUGGAUGGCCUCAUGCAAUUGAUGACCGCCAUUUUAAGAUUGAUCUGCCGAUUGCGGAAGUAGAUUUUCAGGCUAUGACACUUCAGGGAACGCCCUUAACGCGCAAUCUCGACACUCUCAUCCGCUCGUGCUCAGCUCCUCACCCAGGCGACCCCCUUAACAUGUUCCAUUACCUAGUCGUCGCACACAUCAUGCUCGGCCGAACCGUCGAACAAGUCCAUUCCCUUCAUGACCCUCCCGACUCCCCCGAAUAUCUCCAACGCCUAAACCAUCUCGACGACCAACUCAUCAAAUUCCGGCUCGGUCUCCCCCGGUCCGCUCUCUACAUACUCGAAGCACCCGAAGAAGCUCGUGGUCAUGUUAUCUGGCUGAACACGGUCCUGAACACCAUUACCAUAUUGUUGCAUUAUCGCUGUGCGAAGUUCACCACUGACGAAGAGACAAACGCACACUUCCUUCAAGUCGUCAUCGCGGCCAGAAACACGGCGAAUGUUGUCAAGGACACCUCGCGCAUCAAUAUCGACCUUCUUCUCAACCCACACAUUGUGGCGUUGUACUAUCUCGCCGCUUGUGUCCUGCUUGUCCAGUGGCGACUGACCGGCGAUGAGGCGCUCAAAUCAGAGAUGGAUUUGUUGAGGUUGGUGUUUGAGAGGUGUCAGGAGGUGUUUGCAUUUUUAGGACUUAAGUUCAAGUUGUCGUUACAACGGGAUUUGGAAAAAGAUUUAGAGGGUAUUAAGGAGAUGAGAAUGAUGGGGUUUAGAGGCUUGCUGGCGGAUUGCUCGAAGUGGAAGUAUAUUAGAGAGGGAUUGGCGGUGUUGUGUUGA
Lindgomyces ingoldianus is the source of this 1497-nucleotide messenger RNA. RefSeq lists its product as uncharacterized. Lineage: Eukaryota; Fungi; Ascomycota; Dothideomycetes; Pleosporales; Lindgomycetaceae. Gene Ontology annotation, biological process: DNA-templated transcription. Gene Ontology annotation, molecular function: zinc ion binding; DNA binding. Bases 1 to 1497 code for a protein of 498 amino acids. The transcript is spliced from 2 exons. Gene Ontology annotation, cellular component: nucleus. The record is from RefSeq and is a predicted model, not a curated record.